Molecule: messenger RNA, 2343 nt
Organism: Ogataea philodendri
Lineage: Eukaryota; Fungi; Ascomycota; Pichiomycetes; Pichiales; Pichiaceae
Exons: 1
Coding region: 1-2343 (780 amino acids)
Biological process (GO): proteasome-mediated ubiquitin-dependent protein catabolic process
Cellular component (GO): GID complex
Source: RefSeq, a predicted model, not a curated record
AUGUCUUUGUUAGUUUCGUUCGAAACGCUGUCCAUUCGGGACAAGAUCGACCGGAUCGAGACCGUCAAGCAGUGUGUUUUGGGUAAUGAUAAGGAGAAGAUCAAGAUCGAGCCCAAUUUCCCGCUGUUGCGGUCAAUUUUAUUGGAGGAAACCAACAAGACUAUUCUUAAAGAUACAGCCAUUAUAGUGCAAUCGUUCAGUUUUCUGCGCACAAACAUCGAUUUGUUGGUGAAAUACGACAUUUUGCAAGUUCUCAUGAAAAGUACAGUAAGAUACCCGGCAUUGUUGGCGGAGAUAAACUUCCGAACCAUUCUGGACUUGCUCUCCACGAAUUUGGUGGUUAAACCGUCAAUAGACGAGACAUACGGCCAAUUUGUGGACGUUGUGCGGUUGGUUCUGAAUAGUCCAAACUCUUCCAAGUCGCUGUUGUUCGAUACGUACUUGUUGAUCCCGUUUUUCGGGAGAUCUCCCGAACUAUCCAAAUUGUACGUCCCGCUAAUGAGACGUAUAUCCAUCACGAUUUCGCCGUUGUUUAAACAUCUUUUGGACAUCAAUUACAAACGCAACAGUCUGUUCGUGCUCAACAAGUUUAGAGAAUGCGUGGAGUCGCCCGAACUGCCGUCAGAGAAACUGUUUGAACUGUACGCCAACGAGAUCAGCCCCGCGUUUUUCGCCCUGUCGCACAUUCUGUCGCUGUUGGACGAGGAAACAAGUCUACCGUUGCCGCUCUACUUUGUUCUCACUGCCUGUUUGGGCGCUUACAACCUCAACCUCAAACUGAGCAGCGUCAACGUGCUUGUCCAGUACACUAAACGGUUUGCACACUCGUCCAAGGAAAAAUCGGUCAAUUACGUCAGACUGGCCCAGGCGUUGGUCAAUCUCAUCAGCAGAACAAAAACAACCUCGUCGCCACAGUACACACUCAACUCCAGCUACAAGAUCCCUCGGUCGAUGUCGCCAUUGUACCUGUUGUCGCAAAUCGCCGAGGAAGACCCGUCAAAUAGCGACUAUCUUGUGGACACAAACUUCUUUGCCACCAUUGCCAAUAUUAUCACAUCCAACUACUCGCCAGAAACGUCGUUCAUGGACGAAGACACUCUGUACAAGAUCUCGGACUCGUUGUUGAUCAUGAGCUGUAUUGGUGGACUCAGAGAGGACUACAGAGAGCUGAUUAUUAAGUUUGACAUUGCGCCUGUGAUUUUGGACUCCAUCUCCAGACACGCCAAUAUUUACGCCGAGAUGGAGUCCACGACACCGACACCAAACGAGAUCGGCAUCCUGAGACUGUCUAAUCGGAUCACUCUUUCCGGAUGCUAUCUGCUAAGAUCGCUGUCUAGAUCGGCCAGCUUGUUGAGAACGUAUUUGGUUGAUCUGAAACUGGUUCGCAAACUGGUGGACUUGCUGCACAUUCCGGACGACAUCAUCGAGAACUGUCCCGAGGAGCUGAAAAUGGACGAGAUCAGACUCAAGUCUGUGGUGCUGGGGAUUGUCUCGAACUCGAUCGUGGAGUUUUCCGCCGUCAAGCAGGAACUCGCCUCGGACGAGCUUUCUGGCCUGUUGCGCGACUUCAUCUACGACUCAAAGUACGACACGUUGCGGAUGAACUCGCUGUGGGUGAUCAAGAACUCGCUAUUUGGUGGCAACCGCGAAUCCAAGGAGAACUUCCAAACAACCGUCUCUUUGGACAAGAUCUUUGAGCUCUGUGGAGACCCGAACGAACGAAUCCAGGAACACUCGUUCGAUAUUCUAAGAAACCUGGCUGUUGGCCAUUUCAACUACGCCAACCAGAUCGUGUCGUACUUCCCCGAGUCCAGCGUGGCCAAGUCCCAGGGAUACGCGUCGUUCCUGGACUUUCUGCUAGCCCAUCUCAACCAGACCAGAAAUCCAGACGUGAUAGUUUCCAUCGUGUACGUUGUUGUGCAUCUGGCUGCUUCCAACGAGAGCAACCGGUCGUUGAUCAUGUGCAACCGCGGACUUUUGGAGAAACUAGUGAGUUUCCUGGAAUACUCUGAGAACAACGCCGAUGACGAGGACGACUGGAAGAUCCGACUUAGUGUUGUUUGGGCAGUGCUCAAUCUAAGUUGGCGAGAAGAAACCACCGGUUCAGAUCUCGACACCGACGAAACAGAUCCCGUCGAGGAGAUGGAGGUGGACGCGUACGAAACCACAAACUACAAACGGUACCUGAGUCCGAAAAACCGGGCACUGCGGCUGAUCGAGCUCGGGUUCUACGAAGCCAUUCGCACGUUGAACAACCAUUGCACGAUUUCCGACUUCAAAGAGCGCGCACGGAUGGCCAUCUUCAACCUCGUGCUCUACGACAACCGCGACAAGACGGUCUAG